Copidosoma floridanum is the source of this 2888-nucleotide messenger RNA. Its product is annotated as sodium-independent sulfate anion transporter. The record is from RefSeq and is a predicted model, not a curated record. Gene Ontology annotation, cellular component: membrane. Gene Ontology annotation, biological process: transmembrane transport. Lineage: Eukaryota; Metazoa; Arthropoda; Insecta; Hymenoptera; Encyrtidae.
GGCUAUUACCGAUCCGGGGAUUACUCCAGCUCCUCUGUACAUGUAAAUAAGUACCAGUGGUGACAGUAGCAGUUGCCAUGUUUAAUGGUGCAAUGUUCGCUCAGGCUACGUAGUCCACCCGAAAAAGCUCAAUAUCACCAUCAGAGACGUAAAUACGUUCAUCGAUUCGUUGGAUUUUCCACUGCAAUCAAUUUUUAGUCAUCUUAACAUGACCCUCCAAUUAUUCCGAUAAAAAUUCUGGAAAAGCUGGUAUUUGUUCUCAGAAAUUAAAAAAAGAACCAAUUACAAUAUUUUGGAGGUGCAAAAAUUGCAAAAUGUCGAAGUACGAGGUAAAGGAAGGGUGUGACCUGGAGGCGCAGCGGGAUGUCACUCUAACGAGCUACAAUAGGUCGCUGGUCGACGAUUUGGGACUGUUCAAGGAGAUCAACGGAAAGAGCUCGGACGACAGGCUCAAUGGAAUGGACAUCGGUCGGGACAAACUGGAUGAGGUGCAGGGGAGUGGCGUUGCAGGCCUGGUUGAAGUGCCCGUGGACGAGAAGCGUCACUCUGGAUGCACCGGGUGUGCCGGCUGGCUGAACGACAAGAUUCAGCGUAUAUGCCGGAAAAAGCUAUUCUACAAGAGGAUACCCAUACUCGACUGGCUGCCGAAUUAUCGGAACGAGUACGUGGUCAGCGACAUGGUUGCCGGUCUCACCGUCGGCCUCACCGUCAUACCGCAAGCCAUAGCCUACGCUAACGUUGCCGAUCUGCCGCUUCAGUACGGCCUGUACUCGUCGUUCAUGGCCUGUUUCGUGUACACGAUUUUCGGCUCGUGCAAAGACGUACCGGUCGGGCCCACGGCCAUUGCCGCCAUCAUGACGCAUGAGACCUUGGAAAAGUCGCACUUGGGUCCGGAGUUUGCGGUUUUCCUGACCUUCGUCUCCGGGUGUGUUUCCUUGCUGAUGGGUGUUCUGCAGCUAGGAUUCCUCAUAGACUUCAUCUCUGGGCCAGUAUCGGUGGGCUUCACCUCGGCUGCAGCCAUAAUAAUAGCAACGAGCCAAGUAAAAGACAUCCUGGGGAUCAAAGCUAGUGGCAGCAAGUUCAUUCAGGUCUGGAGCAACGUCUUUGAGCACAUUGGCGAAACGAGGCUCUGGGACGCGGUUCUUGGUCUAGUCUGCAUGGUCGUCUUACUGCUACUGAGGAAAGCCAAGGACAUCCCGGUGGCUUCCAGCGAGCGCAAGCAGCCUACCUGCCUGGAGCGCGUGCUGGAGAAGUUCCUCUGGUUCAUAUCGACGGCCCGCAACAUCCUGGUGGUCGUCUCGUGCGCCGUGGCCUGUUACCUCCUCGAGCAGCACUUGGGCAGUUCGCCGGUCGUCCUCACCGGGCACGUCAAGCAGGGCCUGCCCGGCAUCGAGCCGCCACCGUUUUCGGCCCGCGUCGGCAACGAGACCCUCCACUUUUUCGACAUGCUGGGCGCCAUGGGCUCCGGCUGUCUCGUCGUGCCCCUGCUCAGCAUCCUCGAGACCAUCGCCAUCGCCAAGGCCUUCCCCGAUGACAAGCCGAUCGACGCCACGCAGGAGAUGCUCGCGGUGGGCGUGUGCAACGUCGUCUCGGCGUUCGUGUCGUCGAUGCCGGUCAGCGGGGGUCUCAGCCGUGGGGCGGUCAAUCACUCGUCGGGGGUCAGGACCACCCUAGGCGGCGUCUACACCGGGAUACUCGUGCUCAUGUCCCUGCAGUUUCUCACCCCGUAUCUCAAUUACAUUCCCAAGGCCGCGCUGGCAGCCGUUAUCAUAGCCGCGGUUGUUUUCAUGGUCGAGAUACAGGUCAUCAAGCCCAUGUGGCGCACCAAAAAAAUCGAUUUAGUUCCUGCUGGCGUCACGUUCUUAAGCUGCUUAUUCAUAAGGCUGGAGUUCGGCAUCGUCAUCGGCAUAGUCACAAAUCUACUUUUCAUACUCUACGGCACGGCCAGACCUUCCAUAAGAUUCAGCAAAGCCACAAGCUUGGGUGGUCUCGAGUACCUGGAGAUCACGCCCGACCGUAGCCUGGUCUUCCCGAGCGUCGAAUACGUCAGAUCGAUGAUCAGCAAGCAGGGCUCGAAGCAGGGCACUGCCGUCCCCGUGGUCAUCGAUUCCACUCACAUACAAGCCGCCGAUUUCACCGCAGCUAAGGGUAUCAAAAGUCUUAUCGAAGAUUUUGCAAGAAGGGGCCAACCGCUCAUAUUUUACAACUUAAAACCCAGCGUUUUCACGAUCUUCCAAGGCGUCAAACCGAUCGAUUUGCGAUGCUGUUUCAGUGAAAUCGAGCUGGACAACUAUCUUAGAGAAUUCGUAAACAGUUCGGCACAUGCUGUCACCCGGCAUUAGGCAUAACUCGGCGUGGAUCUCGAAAACAAAUUACAGUAUUAUACGUCAUUCUUGACAGUGCAUAUAUGAUGGAUUUCUCGCGAGGGAAUGACGAAUGACAGGAAUAAGAACCCACGAUCUCAGUUUAUUUGAUUUCUUUGUACUUUCUAAACAAUAAAAGCACAGAGUGCCAUUGCCUUGCGCCUCCCAAAAUGGUGACGGUAUAGAAAUUUGGCAUAUUCCACUGUAUCUGCAAAAUAUUGAAUUACGUUACAAUUAUUAGCCACGUUUAAAAAAAAAAAAGACCAUUUUUUACCUAGCCCCACCGAAAGUAGUACUUUUGUUCUCUAUGUGAGGACCAUUUUCGGUCGAAUGGGUCUAAAAGAUGGCAAUACCCUUUACGAGAGCAAAAAAAAAAAAAAAAGUCUCAUAUCGCACACUUGUAUUAAACGUGAGGUGUAAAACAUUUUUACUUUGGCUUCUUAGAUGUAUAACGUACCAUUGUUUUAGUAUUAGCUACUAUGAAUAUCGUCAGUAUAAUUAUUAAAUAAACAUUUUAAAAAUUGA